AUGCCAUUUAUAUCGAAGGAUUGGCGAUCUCCAGGGGAAGUAUGGGUGAAAACGGAAGAAGGAUGGGAAAAAAAGAAAAUUCUGGAAUGCUGCAAUUUUUUACUAGGACAACAAGAUAAUUUAUUGACCAGAUAUUCUGUUUCCGACCAUUCUGAUGAAGAGAAGGCUGAUGAUAUAGAUAACUGGAAUGAAGUUGAAAAUUCCGAGGAAAAAGAAAACAAAGGCUCUACUAACCAUUUUAAACGUCUCAGAACUAAAUACUCAAGUGAAAGUCAGUAUGAUGGUGUUAUCCAGCCUCAUUGCCAUAUAACAAUAAAGUGUACAAAAGAGAUUGCAGGGUUUAAUGGUUUAAGUGAGGCACUCAAACGAUUAGACUUUCGUUCUGCUGUACACGAUGUCCGCCGUUUUCACUAUAUUUGUAAACUUCUUGAUCUCCUAGUGUCUCAUCGACUAAAUGCAUUGUCUGGUUGUGCUCAAAGGGUUCUAUUUAAUAUAAUUGAAGAAGUCGCUCACCAAGUAUCUCAAAGUCAACAAAACAAACAUAUGUUAGACCGUCUUUUAGGACAACUUCGCGAAGUUGUCGAAUGUGCAUGUUGGGGCAGACCACUAGGAUCAACAAUUUUAUGGGAACAACACUUAACUACUAUUAAUCGUAUUCAUGAAAUAGCUGAUCAAAUAGAAAUUCGUCAACCUGGUGAUAAUGAAGAACCACAAUUUGAUCAACUUCCAGAGGAGUGUGUUCGUGAGGUAUUGUUACGAUUAGCUGAUCAUCGUGAUCUGGAGCGUUCAGCACAUGCAUGGGGAGUAAUGGCACGUUUAGUGGAUGAAUUACGUAUUUGGCGUGAGUUAUGUCAAUUUCACUUUAGUCCACGUCAAAUACAGUCUGUAAUUGAUAGCUCACCAAGUACCAGUGAAGACUGGCAGCUAAUAUAUCACAAGUUAAGAAAAUGUUAUGGAUUACGAGAAGAAUAUGCUGAAAUGAUACAGCUAUGCCGAAACUGUAGAUGUUUGUUUUGGCAUAGUAUUGGACAUCCGUGUAUUGCAGACACUGAUCCUCAUUUUAUGGAAAAACUUGAAGAUGUUGAUAAAAAUUCAUUGUAUGUACCUAUACCACCACAAGCUUUUCUUAAAUUUUUUUCACUCUAA
Molecule: messenger RNA, 1146 nt
Organism: Macrosiphum euphorbiae (potato aphid)
Lineage: Eukaryota; Metazoa; Arthropoda; Insecta; Hemiptera; Aphididae
Source: the annotation of a GenBank genome assembly